Messenger RNA from Funneliformis mosseae, 1281 nucleotides. Lineage: Eukaryota; Fungi; Glomeromycota; Glomeromycetes; Glomerales; Glomeraceae. The record is from the annotation of a GenBank genome assembly.
AUGUCGGAAAUACGUUAUAAUUUUAAUCGAUAUAAAUCAGAAAUUGCCACCAGUGUUAAAGGACAAACUCCUAAAAACCUUCCUUUAGCCGGAUUUCGUGUUGUUGAUCUUACACGCAUUUUGGCUGGACCUUAUUGUACAAUGUUAUUGGGUGAUCUUGGUGCUGAAGUCAUCAAGAUUGAGAAUCCCAAACAUGGCGAUGAUUCCCGAACAUGGGGUCCCCCAUGGGCAAAUAAUAAAGAUCCUAACGAUAAGUCUAUUCCGGAAAGUGCAUAUUUUCUCGCCGUUAAUAGGAAUAAGAAAUCCAUUACUGUCAACUUUAAAACACAAUUGGGAGCUCAAAUUAUAAAGGAUUUAGUGAAAAAAAGCGAUAUAUUAGUGGAAAAUUAUGUUCCUGGAAAAUUAAGUAAGUUGGGAUUAGGUUAUGACGAAUUAAGUAAAAUUAAUCCAAAAUUGAUUUAUGCCUCAGUUACUGGUUAUGGUCAGACAGGUCCUUAUGCACAUCGUCAUGGAUAUGAUGUGAUGGUUGAGGCCGAAGCUGGUCUUAUGUAUAUUACUGGGGAGCGAGAUGGAGAACCAGUUAAAGUCGGAGUAGCGAUCAUAGGUCUUUAUACGCAUGGUGCUAUCAUGGCUGCAAUUUUAUCAAGAAUGCGAACAAAUCAGGGACAAAGAAUUGAUUGUUCUCUAAUUGAUUGUCAGGUUGCUUCAUUGGCAAACAUUGGUAGCAAUUAUCUCAUUGCUAAUCAAGAAGCCGAACGCAUGGGAAGUGCACAUCCUUCCAUCGCUCCAUAUCAAAAGUUUAAAACAAAAGAUAGUUAUAUGUUGAUUGGAGCUGGAAAUGAUCGUCAAUUCGAAAUUUUAUGUAAAUCCGUCAAAAGAGAAGAUUUAUUACAAGAUGAAAGAUUUAAAACAAAUUCAGAUCGCGUAAAAAAUCGAGAUGUGUUAUCUAGAUUGUUUGAGGAUAUAUUCAUUAAAAAGGAUACUGAACAUUGGCUAUCAAUUUUUUCUGAUAAAAGUAUUCCUUUCGCUCCAAUUAAUAAUAUUAAACAAACCUUUGAACACCCUCAAGUUAUUGCUCGAGAUAUGAUUCAGGAAGUGGAUCAUCCAAAAGCUGGAAAAAUUAAAUUAACAGGAAUACCUGUUAAAUAUAGCAAAGAUAAACCAAGUAUAAGAUUACCGCCUCCAACACUUGGACAGCAUACCCAUGAAGUUCUUACAAAUAUUUUAAAUUAUUCGAAAGAUAAAAUCAAAACUUUGAUUGAAGGAAAUGUUAUUGUUUAA